AUGACGAUCUCAAGAUUGCAGCUCGCUGCAGCGUUGAUGGAGUAUGACAACGACGUCGAUCUCGCUUCACCUGAUUCCGAGACUGAAUUUCGAGAUCAUCGAUCUUCAGCGAUAUUUCAACCGUUUCAAGCUGCCCAAGCGGCCGCAAGAAGACAUAAGAUCUUAUCACAACCACCUCCUUCGUUACCCUCACCGCUUGAAUCACACUUUCCAGCUGAGACAAAAGGUGGACCGAGCAGUCAUAGUACUGCCCGUGAAUUGGAUGGACCGGAAAGUCAAACUCAAUCUUUUAGAAAAAGUACGUUUGAAUUAGAUAACUUCACUUUGACUCCUGGUGGAUCAAGAAAUCUAGAUCUUCCUCCUGAGGAAGAACAUAUAAAUCAACAAGAAGAGGAAGACCUAGGUGAUGUAGAUGUGAAAAGAUGGGGAUUACCAUCACAUCUUAUUGCCGACGAAGCAUUUUCCUCUACAUCAGCUUCUCGCAGUAGAAAUGAACCAGAGUUGACAACACGAAGAUCAACUGUAUUUUCUUCUCUCCCUCAACCUUUAUCAUCCCCAAUAGGUGUAAGAGCAAGAUCAAUUCACGUGCAGGAUGUUCUUGAUGAUACAGCUCUACAUAGUGAGAUAUCAGAGCAAUCUUAUCCACCUGAGUUAGGAGAUAGAAGGAGGACGUUGUCAUACGAUCUCACUUCAAAAGCUUUAGCUUCAGCGGCUAGGGUGAGAGAACUAGCUGAAAGACCGCAUACCGUCCUUGGAAUGCAAAACAAUCAGAUAUCUCCCGAAGAAAGACGAAGAAGUAAAUUCAGUAUCAGUGACGAUCCAAGAUUAAUCCCUUUGCCUCAAACACCAGGUUCGAAUUCAUUAUUCAAUAACAGACCUUUAUCCAGUUUGAAUGACUACGAUAACGUUAACAGAGGUUGGAUAUCACCUCCACCAGGGAAGAUGGAUGAAGAGUUGAUGAUCAAUGAAGAAAUAUCACUUCAGAACGAAGAGAGAAAUCCAUUCGCAUUGCCUGCUCCUCCACCUGAACUAGGAUCAAGAUUUGAUCCUAAAGUACUACAAAAUCAACGCGGAUCAACUACUGCGAGAACACCUAGAGAAGAUGAACGCAGAUUCUCAGAAGUCGCACGAGAUGAACCACCUCAAUCCGCAAGAUCAAGAUCAACUUUUCAUGGUUCAGGAUCUGUAGGCGUAGGCGAGCCAUUGUCCAAUCUUAGUCCAGGAUUGUUUCCACAAAGUAAAGUCUGGGAAGAUAUACCUACACCCGAACAAUUUGGUAGACCAUUAAUGCCUAAGCGUUAUUCGACUUCUGCGAGGGUGUUUACGAAACAAAUGAUAAGACCUAAAACGUUGAUAAUGCCAACACCUUUAUCAGGUAGAUAUUCACCUGAACCUAGACAGCCUAAAUUACCUGAAGGAUACACGCUAGGUGAAAAACCAUUACCAUACGGUGCAAAAACCGAAGGUCAGAGACCAGGUAUAUCAAUGUCUGUAUCCCAAAGAACGUUUAGAAGUAGUUUGAUGGUUAAUGGUGUUAGAGACCUGGAAUUCGUAGGUGGAGCAGAAGAAGAUGGGGAGAUAGGUCUAGCGAGAAGGGAAUUAGAUGAUGGUGCGAUUGAAAGAAGGCCCGGCAAAUUGUUCGGAAGAAGUUUGAUGGAUGAAUUAGAAGCUAGAAAAGCAGCUCAAAAGGGGAAGAAGAGAGUAUUCACGGGUGAUGCGCGACCUGCUAUGAUGGCUCGGUCGACAAUGUAUGAUCCACCUACUAUCUCACUCUCCCCUACUUCUCCUCCACUCUCAGGUUCCGUAAAUCGUCCGACUUCACUACAACCUGGUCGAGCACCACUAUUAUCUUUCGACUCCAAUGGCGAUAUACACCCCACAUCACCCACGAACCUCGGUAUACCUGAUCCUCAAGGUAGACUAGCCAAAUCGAAGUCGGUAUUUGGAGUAGAUCAAUUAUGGGAAAAGGAGAUGAUGAAAUUGAAAGCGAUUCAAGAGGAAGAGAAAAAGGCGGCUGAGCUUGUAGAAAGAAUAGAACAUCAGAAGGAAUUGAAAAAGAUGAAGAAAGGAAAGGGUAGAGGAAAAGGGAACUCCAGGGAAAGUGCUGGCCGACCUCUUGAGUUGCGAAAUGAUGUUUCGACAGAGGAUGUUUUGGGUAUAUCACCUAUCAAACGAGCAUCCAACCUGCCUCCUGCUUUAGAAUACACUCCAGAACAAGUGCCCAAUCCAAAUAAGACCAAGGACACUCAUGAAGAAGAAGAAGAGGAGCAAGAGGGAGGUGAAAGCGGAACAUUGAAACUGUCGAACUUAUUUGCUGGCUCAGAGGAAGAUGAUCAACCUGCACCUGCACCACAUGAUUUCGCUGAAACACUUGGACUCACAUCCCAAGCUGUUGCACAGUCAGAGUCGGAUUCAGAAGAAAACGUGCCAUUGUCUAGACUUGCACCACCACGGACCGCUGCAGGACCGCUGACAGCUAGACGAUCUAUCCUGUCAAAUAACGAAGUAGAAACUGAUUCAGAUCCAGAUGAAGAUGUGCCUUUAUCUCGACUCACGGUCAAAUCUCCAGUGAAGCCAAUUUAUUCAGCUGGAUUAUCACUUCCGACAGCUUCCAUCAACUCGUCUUCGAAGUCACCUAUAUCGGCUGAAGUGGAUGACGCAAAUGAAGAAGAUGAUCUACCAUUGGCAGUGAGACAAGCCAAAUCAAAAGGGUUAAAACCAAUCACGAAAGCUGAAAUCAUAGAAGAUGAUUUGCCAUUAGGAUAUAAACAUGCUGAAAAGGCUCAAAAACAAAUGGAGGAAAGACAGUGGGAAAAUAGAUAUUCAAGUGCAAGUUAUACUCCUGAGGAUAUGCCAAUGCCAAUUGGAAUGGGAAAUUGGCAAACGCCCACACAAUCUUGGAUGAUCUCUCAGCAUCCGGCGAACAUGAACAUGAAUAUGAACUUGAGUCCUUAUACUGGAGUGAUGGGUUAUCCUUCCAUGCCAAAUUUGGCGAAUCCUCAGAUGAACAUGAAUAUGCCAAUCAUGGGUAUGGGUAUGGGUAUGUCACCUCAAAUCAAUAUGAGUAUGGGAACGGGAGUAGCUCCAGAGUAUUUCCAACCUGUAUCUAAUCCGUAUCCCGGCAAAGCUAUAGAUUCUUGGAGAAUGGAUGUUGCUUUGGCACCUGUGCCUACUGGAAGUACGAGGGUCAGUACGCCUAGCGGAAUUGGUGGUGGUAGUGCUGGAAGAUAG
Messenger RNA from Kwoniella shivajii, 3231 nucleotides. RefSeq lists its product as uncharacterized. Lineage: Eukaryota; Fungi; Basidiomycota; Tremellomycetes; Tremellales; Cryptococcaceae. The transcript is spliced from 3 exons. The record is from RefSeq and is a predicted model, not a curated record. The coding region runs from base 1 to 3231 and encodes 1076 amino acids.